AUGCUCGUCGUUGCUGCUCGUGAGUCAUCGGCUGCCCGCUGCCGGAAGACGAGCUGCUGCUACUCGGAAAAGAACCCGACGGGGGCUCGUCUCAGCCCGCGGCUGUUGCUCGAGGGUCUGUUACUCGAGGACACGCGGCUGAAGCUCCUCGACGGGGUGCUGCUGCGAACGAUGGCUGGUCACGGCCCGUCGCUGGUCGAGGGUCGCUGGCGAUGGUUGCCUUUGGUUGAAGGUCAGAGGUCGUUUCAGCCACUGUCGGAAGACAGAGCUAAACAAAGCUCGAUAGUCGAGAGCUCGAAAUCGCUGGACAAUGGUCGGGGCUCGCAAACAGAUGGACCACCGUUCUCGAUGGGCUGCCAUGGUGAAUUGCCGGUGAAGGCGGCUACAGGCGGAUUGCGAGGGUCAAAGGACUCGCUAGCGGCCUGCUACAGAAGGGAGUUUCCCGAGGAGAUAACGGGAUCGAGGCUCGACGUCGGUGGUUGGUGGCUCGCCGCUGGAAGCUCGCUGGCCGAAGGAAUUCUCUGA
Striga asiatica is the source of this 525-nucleotide messenger RNA. The record is from the annotation of a GenBank genome assembly. Lineage: Eukaryota; Viridiplantae; Streptophyta; Magnoliopsida; Lamiales; Orobanchaceae.